CGGCACUUUCUCACUCACUCCCUCACUCACUCCUUCACCCACGAGCUGCACCACACUCCCUUUCCUGUGCCGGCACCCACGCACCUGACCCAUCACCACCAUGCUCCGCAUCCUCGCGCUGGCCGCAGCUGGACUGAGCGUCUUCACAUCCACCACCGCCCAAACGCUCCCCGCCGACAUAGUGGGAACAUGGUCGUCCAAGUCCAACUCAACCUUGACUGGACCGGGCUUCUACGACCCCAUCAAUGACAAGUUCAUCGAACCCGCCCUGACCGGAAUCUCGUACUCCUUCACCGCUGAUGGCUACUACGAAGAAGCCUACUAUCGCGCCAUCGCGAAUCCCACACGGCCGACCUGUCCCGGCGGGAUCAUGCAGUGGCAGCAUGGAUCGUGGCAGCAAAAUGCAAACGGCUCGUUGAGCUUGACACCGAUUGGCGUUGAUGGAAGACAACUGAUGAGCACACCUUGCGAGUACUCGCACGCCGUAUACACGAGAUACAACCAGAGCGAACAGUUCAAGCAAUACCAAGUCCUCGUCGAUCCAUACCAUAACAUCAAGCGUCUCAACCUCUGGCAGUGGGACGGCACGCCGAUGCAGCCCUUGUACAUUGCUUUUGACCCUCCUCAGAUGCUGCCUACCACGACCCUGCAUGCGCAGGUCACUGCGAAAGAGACUGGGAAGAGCAAAAGAGGCUUGGACUCUUCGCCAGAAGUGCCGCUCAACUGGAAGAGCAAGUACGAGCAACACACAGGCUACAUGGUGCAGCGCAUCAACCCUGAUCGACUAUGGUGGAUCGGACUUGGCUUCACCGGCAUUGGAGGGCUGCUAUACUUCGGGCCACGGCGACUUGGAUUGCGACUUUAGGACAUGUUAUUUGCCUAGGCGUUAUGGUUAUGAAUGGGGACAGGGUGUACAAUAUGCAUUGAGGAUGGAUCCACCAGGCGCAGAUAUGAGCGCGCACAGUCCCAAGAGAGGCUACAGGAUGUUUUAGACGGCAGUAACGAAGGUGUGAGAUACGGUAGUAAACAUGAAUAUCGACCGACUAGUGCGUGUUUGCUGAACGAAUAGCAGACAUAGAGACGCCCAGCCCAGUCUUGACGAAUGAAAAA
Molecule: messenger RNA, 1110 nt
Organism: Sphaerulina musiva SO2202
Lineage: Eukaryota; Fungi; Ascomycota; Dothideomycetes; Mycosphaerellales; Mycosphaerellaceae
Exons: 3
Coding region: 101-865 (254 amino acids)
Biological process (GO): 'de novo' protein folding
Cellular component (GO): endoplasmic reticulum; endoplasmic reticulum membrane
Source: RefSeq, a predicted model, not a curated record